This is a messenger RNA of Heterobilharzia americana, 707 nucleotides long. Lineage: Eukaryota; Metazoa; Platyhelminthes; Trematoda; Strigeidida; Schistosomatidae. The record is from the annotation of a GenBank genome assembly.
AUGCAUGAAGUCAAACCUUCCCUUCCAGUAACAGUGCGUACAAAUCUACCGCAAUCAAUAUUUCAUGCAGCACCAUCAUAUGUAUACACUGGUGAUGAUAAUCGUUCAUGGUAUCCAGGUGGUGGUAAGCCACCCUUACCGCCAUCGAUAUCAGAGAGUGUUAUCACUGGUCCACCAAAGUUAUUAGAUGAAAAUAGAUCAGAUUAUUUGAUUGAGAAUGCACCAACUUGUCCUGAUAAUAACCUAUGCCUGAGUAUAAAUCAAGUUGCACCAGAACCAACUGGAUUUCCAUCAAUUCAUAAACCUGAAGAAACAGACUGUUGUUGAGGGAUAAAAUCAACCAAAACAAAGUUACAUAACGUUUUCUAGCUAUCUAUAAAAAGUUGCAUAUAAUUUUAAGGCUUCAUUUUAUUUUGCUUUAAUUUUGUUUCCGAUUGUGAUGUGCAUGUACGCAGAUUCACAGCGUGCGCUCGGAUACGCGCAUACGUUCGUGUAAUUUUUAGGAAAACAAAUGAUACAUAACAUCUUUGUUUUAUUUAUCGCAAAAGAAGAGGAUAAAUUUAUGAAUAAUUCAAGAAAAUACCGUCAAUUUUCAUCAUUUUGGGAUUAUAAAAGUCUUUCUAAAAACUUUCAAAAAAAUGGACCUUAUAAUGCGAAAAAACAAAUCCAGUUCAUUUAAGAUUUAGAAAUAAAUAGAAAUACUAAAC